Messenger RNA from Radiomyces spectabilis, 1605 nucleotides. Its product is annotated as concanavalin A-like lectin/glucanase domain-containing protein. The coding region runs from base 160 to 1263 and encodes 367 amino acids. Gene Ontology annotation, biological process: carbohydrate metabolic process. The transcript is spliced from 10 exons. Gene Ontology annotation, molecular function: hydrolase activity, hydrolyzing O-glycosyl compounds. NCBI's taxonomy places the organism in Eukaryota, Fungi, Mucoromycota, Mucoromycetes, Mucorales, Radiomycetaceae. The record is from RefSeq and is a predicted model, not a curated record.
UGGACUUGUGGGCAACAGACUCAGAUUUCCAUAUGCGGGGAAAGAAUUGGGAUUUGGUGGUAUGAGUUUGGUUUGGAAUGGAUUCCAUUUCCUCUCAAGUUGAACAGAAAAUGUGCCUAACCGUUGUCGCAAGAAUUCUCCUUUCUCUUGUUGUUCAUCAUGAAGAUCAAUUUAUUACUGCUGCUCUCAUGGUGCUUCUUUACCGCAUCAGCCUUUGAACUGACGGAAGACGAAUACUUGAAAAUGAUUCAACCGCCCACUCUCAAACAACACUGUCUCAUUUUUCAAGAUGGCUUCAAUCAUUUGGAUCAUAAGAAGUGGGAACAUGAAGUCACCUCGGAAAAAGAUACAGGAGAAUUUCAGACUUUCACCAAUAACCGCUCCAACAGUUUCAUCGAAGCUGGCAUUCUGUAUAUCAAACCGACAUGGUCAUCCGAUGCCGAGUCCAUACAGCCUUUACGACGUCACAGUCAUAUGAGUCUACCGCAUCAACAAAAGCUUGACAUCUGCAGUGACACCAGUGACCAAACUUGUUCACAGUCGACCGCGAACACGCUACCUAAGCACCGUAUCCAAUCAGCACGGCUUCGAACUCGUCAGUCGAUGAACUUGCGGUAUGGCAAAGUCGAGGUCCGUGCACGAUUGCCCGUCGGUGAUUGGUUGUGGCCAUCCAUCUGGAUGUUACCCAAAGAUUCGGUUUACGGCUCGUGGCCUGCCAGUGGAGAGAUUGACAUUUUGCAAUCGCGGGGGAAUGUCAAGUACGAGCAUGGAAACACCACGAUGAUCAGUUCCACUUUACAUUGGGGCCCUCAUGAAAUGCUCAAUCGAUAUGCGCAGACGCAUGCAGAAGCCAUUCUCGAUGAUAAUACCACAUUUGCCGAUCAUUUUCAUACAUAUGGUCUUGAAUGGUCCAUGGAAGGUUUACGUACGUCUGUUGAUAAUCGAACAGUGCUUCAAGUGGAUUUUGAUCAGCCAUUCUGGAAUCGAGGCGAAUUUCCGAGCUGGUCCAUGAAUCCGUGGACCGAUGGUGAAAUUGCUGCACCGUUUGAUCAAGAGUUUUAUUUGAUCUUGGAUGUCGCGGUAGGCGGUACUACGGGCUAUUGGCCAGAUUCACCUUCAAAGCCUUGGCGUAACAAUGAUCUUGACGCUGCAGAAAAAUUUUGGAGCAAGCGAGAUGAAUGGAUAGAUACCUGGGACAAUACAAAGAAGGGUGCCUUUGCCAUCGACUGGGUGAAAGUUUGGUCCGCCGAUAUGGAUUGCUAAAGGCCAAAAUUAUCGCUUUUCCCAUAAACUACUUCAGUCUAAUUGUAAAACCUUUGUGUAAAUUGCUUCAUCACUCAUUGGAUACUACGGCUUUGCAUUGGGAUUACCUCUUUAUUUCAUGCGUCCAUUGUCGGAGCUUUCAAUUUCGUUACCAAGCGAGUUUCCAAGCCAGCUAGCCUAAAAUGAGCGAUGGUUUCAACUGAGGGCUCCCAGUGUUUAUUGGAUCUGGACUCUGGGUCUUCUUUCAGCCAAUUUCGUAUUUUAAAACCCGAUGACAAUGCUCAUCACAGUAGAUGCAAACGUUGCAAUAAGGUUCCUUUCUGGCCCACGGAUGUAUCUACU